Messenger RNA from Arabis nemorensis, 1593 nucleotides. NCBI's taxonomy places the organism in Eukaryota, Viridiplantae, Streptophyta, Magnoliopsida, Brassicales, Brassicaceae. The record is from the annotation of a GenBank genome assembly.
AUGGCGGCUGCAGGAUCAGGACGGCCUCAGUUUCUUUCGAGUAACAGAAGUUUUUCAAACUCUCCACUCAUCGAUAACUCUGAUCCUAAUCAGAUUAUUGUUCCUGAGAAGAAGAGUUGGAAGAAUUUCUUUGCGUACUUAGGCCCUGGUUUUCUUGUUUCAAUCGCUUAUAUUGAUCCUGGAAAUUUUGAAACUGAUUUGCAAUCCGGAGCAAGAUAUAAGUAUGAGUUACUUUGGAUCAUAUUGGUGGCUUCUUGUGCGGCUUUGGUUAUUCAAUCCCUGGCUGCAAAUCUUGGUGUUGUCACAGGAAAACAUUUAGCUGAGCAUUGUAGAGCUGAGUACUCCAAAGUUCCAAACUUUAUGUUAUGGGUUGUCGCGGAAAUUGCAGUAGUCGCUUGUGACAUACCUGAAGUCAUCGGAACAGCUUUUGCUUUGAACAUGCUCUUUAGCAUACCGGUAUGGAUUGGUGUUCUUCUGACCGGAUUAAGUACACUGAUGCUUCUUGCACUUCAACAAUACGGGGUGAGAAAGCUGGAGUUCUUGAUUGCCUUUCUUGUGUUCACAAUUGCUAUAUGCUUCUUUAUUGAGAUCCAUUACUCAAAGCCAGACCCAGGAGAAGUCCUACAUGGUCUCUUUGUUCCUCAACUUAAAGGAAAUGGCGCAACUGGUCUCGCAAUCUCUUUGCUCGGAGCCAUGGUUAUGCCGCACAAUCUAUUCCUCCACUCGGCUUUGGUUCUCUCCAGAAAAAUCCCUCGUUCCGCUACUGGAAUCAAGGAAGCGUGCAGGUUUUACUUGAUAGAAAGUGGAUUGGCUCUAAUGGUGGCCUUUCUCAUAAAUGUCUCUGUGAUAUCAGUAAGUGGUGCAGUUUGUAAUGCCCCGGACUUAAGCCCUGAAGAUCGAGCUAAUUGUGAGGAUUUGGAUUUAAACAAGGCGUCGUUUCUACUACGGAACGUUGUGGGGAAAUGGAGUUCAAAGCUAUUUGCAAUCGCGCUUCUUGCUUCCGGUCAGAGUUCAACGAUCACUGGAACUUACGCUGGACAAUACGUCAUGCAGGGUUUUCUUGAUCUAAGACUCGAGCCAUGGCUUAGAAACUUACUAACAAGAUGCUUAGCUAUAAUCCCUAGUCUAAUCGUUGCUAUCAUCGGUGGUUCAGCUGGAGCCGGAAAAUUAAUCAUCAUUGCCUCGAUGAUCUUAUCCUUUGAGCUUCCGUUCGCACUAGUUCCUCUUCUGAAAUUCACUAGCUGCAAAACCAAGAUGGCUUCACACGUCAAUCCAAUCGCGAUUUCAGCUUUGACUUGGGUCAUUGGUGCCUUUAUCAUGGGAAUAAACAUAUACUAUCUAGUAAGCGGCUUCAUCAAGCUCCUUAUCCAUAGUCACAUGAAGCUUGUCGCGGUCGUCUUCAGUGGAAUUUUUGGGUUCUCAGGGAUUGCCAUCUACUUAGCUUCUUCCAUAGCUUAUCUUGUCUUUCGGAAAAACAAAGAACCAACUCAUCUUCUUGCAUCAAGAAACUCACAAACUGAGGAAACACUUCCAAGAGAAGACAUUGUCGAUAUGCAGUUACCUGGUAAAGUGUCUACAUCGGAAGUUGAUUGA